CUCUCUCUCUCUCUCUCUCUCUCUCUCUCUCUCUCUCUCUCUCUCUCUCUCUAUCUCUCUCUCUCUCUCUCUCUCUCUCUCUCUCUCUCUCUCUCUCUCUCUCUCUCUCUCUUUCAUAUGAAACUCUAACGUCUUCAGAGCCAAACUCUCCAUAGAAGUUUAAGCUCCAGCUUCAGAAGUGCGCAGGGGAGUCGAGGAGGACACGAAAGACUGCAAAGACGAAACUAAAACAAACCCAAGAGAGGCGGAGUGCGUCAGGGAAUGGCGAGGAGGCGGAAUGGUCCCCCAGCCGAGUUGCACAUGUGAGCCCGGAGGCCACCGGUAGCGCUUCUCUAACUUCAAAAGGAGAGAAGAAGGAGACAGAGGUUGACUGAGAGCAGCGGACCAUCUCAAGUGUCCUGUCACCUCGUCAAGAUGAUGUUCCUGCCAGUUUUCAGCUGGGUCCUUCUGAGUGGAGUCCUGAGCGUGGCACCAUGGGGCGCACAGCGCGCGGGCGGACCAAGGCAGUGCGACGCACCAAAGGCGCAAAGUGACCUCAACUCUUUCCUGUGGAGAGUAAACCGUGCACCUCCUCAUCUACCAUCUUACUUGUUUGGCACCAUCCAUGUUCCCUACACCCGGGUCUGGGACUACAUUCCUGUCAACUCCAAACAGGCUUUCCACAGCAGCAGUAAUGUUUUCUUUGAAUUGGACCUGACUGACCCACUUACCAUCUCCAAACUGACCAGCUGCCAACUGCUUCCGCACGGAGAGAACCUGCAGACUCUGCUACCUCGAGACCUGUAUCGCCGCCUCAAACGCCACCUGGACUACGUGAAACAUAUGAUGCCCCACUGGAUGACUGCAGACCAGAGAGGCCGUGGCCUGUAUGCUGACUACCUAUUUAAUGCAAUUGCAGGGAACUGGGAGAGGAAGAGGCCUGUGUGGGUGAUGCUGAUGGUUAACUCACUGACAGAAUGGGAUGUACGUUCCAGAGGGACACCGGUGCUAGACUUGUUUUUGGCUCAAGAAGCAGAGCGAAUGGGGAAGAGGACAGGAGCAGUAGAGCGGGUGGAGGAACAAUGCCACCCCCUAAAUGGGCUCAACUUCUCUCAGGUACUGUUUGCUUUGAACCAGACACUGCUGCAGCAUGAGGGCGUCCGUGCUGGAAGCAUGCAAGGCUCCUACACCACAGAAGAUCUCAUUACACACUACAACUGUGGGGACCUUAACUCCAUCAUCUUCAACCAUGACACCUCGCAGCUCCCUCACUUCAUCAACAGGUCUCUACCUGCACAUGACCGCAUGACAGCUCAGCAGAUCGACAGCUACUUCCGCCAAGAACUCAUCUACAAACGCAACGAGCGGAUGGCUCGACGUGUGUCCACACUCUUACAGAGAAACCCCAACCAGACAUACUUUUUUGCUUUUGGUGCAGGUCACUUCCUCGGGAACCACAGUGUGCUGGACAUCCUCAGGCAGGAGGGCUAUGAAGUUGUCCACAUGCCUUCAGACCAUCAAGAAACAGGCACAGAAAGCAAACAAGACCCAGACCUGCCUGUAGUGGAGUCGCACCAGGGAAGCUCGGACACCGGCACAGUGCCCCCCACCAGCUGGAUGACCAGUCCACGGGUGGAGAUAGAUGACCCAGAAGAAACUGAGCUUGAAGGAGACAGCCUGCCUCACAUGCUUCUACCGGACAGCCUGACUCAGUUAGAAGAAUUUGGACGACAUAAACGGCCCAAAAAGGCUCACCGUGGCCACGGAAGGCCCCGUCUCUUCAGUGACCUGUGGGUUCGCAUCGCGGAUGGCACAACUCCACCACCUAAUGUGAGGAUAAUUAAUGGUUACGUAACAGUGGAGUCUUCUUUCACCCACCAAGAACAACAGAGACGGGUGGAGAGCCACAGCACAGAGAGACACCCUGGUUCUCCGUCGUCCACUCUGAGUAGCCUCAGCUCGACCCCGCUGGUUCCCAGCUCACUCACACUGUCCUGCAUAUCAGCCUGGCUCUUAUCACACAUGCUGCUCACCUCCUGACCACAACACAACAAUAUCUGAUGGACAAACACUAUAGCAGAGGCAGAAACCUGAUGAACACAAAACAAGGACAGCAGAUGAGAGAUGGGGAGUCUCUUCAGUCAGGAGGACGUGUCUUCAAGUGGGACAGUCCCACUGUCAGCAGUCUCCAAAAAGAUAGUCUUUAACUGUGCUCAAACACAAAUACAAGCAGAUUGUAGAGGGAGAAGUCCAAACCUCAUGGAAGUAUUUGAAUAAAACGCAGAUCAUAGGAGUCCUUUGCCUAAUGAAUCUGUAAUAAUGUAUAGAAAAAUAAGAUUUACAUUAAUAAUGAGAAUAGCACAAUUUAACAGCAGUUAUUACUGUGAUGAAAGUAAUUGUGUGUGAGAUUCUUGAAGCUCAUUUAGCAUUUUGUAAAUUGUGUAUUUUGUCUAUAAAGAAAUGUAUAUUUAUUAAUUCUGGAAAUAAAGAGUAUAUUUUCUUGUUAUUGAUGAUAUUAAUUGAUGAUGAAUGAAAACAUAAAUAAAUGAA
Molecule: messenger RNA, 2529 nt
Organism: Nothobranchius furzeri (turquoise killifish)
Lineage: Eukaryota; Metazoa; Chordata; Actinopteri; Cyprinodontiformes; Nothobranchiidae
Gene: trabd2b
Product: TraB domain containing 2B
Biological process (GO): negative regulation of Wnt signaling pathway
Cellular component (GO): plasma membrane; organelle membrane
Molecular function (GO): Wnt-protein binding; metalloendopeptidase activity
Source: RefSeq, a predicted model, not a curated record